Molecule: messenger RNA, 5773 nt
Organism: Nannospalax galili (Upper Galilee mountains blind mole rat)
Lineage: Eukaryota; Metazoa; Chordata; Mammalia; Rodentia; Spalacidae
Gene: Thsd7b
Product: thrombospondin type 1 domain containing 7B
Exons: 27
Coding region: 1-4731 (1576 amino acids)
Biological process (GO): actin cytoskeleton organization
Cellular component (GO): plasma membrane
Source: RefSeq, a predicted model, not a curated record
AUGCCAUCUCAGAGUCAUGGACAGCCUUGUUUUUCUGUCUCAGGUCCCUGGGGAAGGUGUGGAGGUGACUGCGGGACGGGAGGAACCCAGAGUCGAGCGGUAUGGUGCUUUCACAUGGAAGGGUGGACCAGUCCCUUGUCUGACUGUGAUGAGAGCAGUCGACCUCCGAAGGAAAGAAGCUGUUUUCGAGUCUGUGACUGGCACAGCGACCUGUUCCAGUGGGAAGUUUCCGACUGGCACCGCUGCCUGCUGGUUCCUGAGGUCCAGGGAGAGGCCAGGCCUCGAGGUGCAGAGUGCAUGACCGCCCAGCACGGCCUGCAGCACCGGACUGUGCGCUGUUUGCAGAAGUUCAACAGAACCAUGGUGGCCAGUGAGAUCUGCGAAAACUUUGCCCCACAGCCCCCGACAGAGCAGGCCUGCCUCAUCCCGUGUCCCCGGGAUUGUGUUGUAUCUGAGUUCUCCCCGUGGUCCAAGUGUAGCAAAGGAUGUGGGAAGACGUUGCAGUACAGAACUCGCGUGGCCAUCGCGCCCCCUCUCUAUGGAGGUCUCCAGUGUCCUAAUCUUACAGAGUCAAGGGCCUGCGAGGCUCCGGUUUCCUGUCCUCUUGGGAAAGAGGAAUAUUCAUUCAGCCUUAAAGUGGGACCAUGGAGCAAAUGUAGACUCCCUCACCUUAAAGAAAUCAACCUCAGUGAAAGAACACUUCAGGAUUUUAGCUCUGAUUCAAAUGAGCAAGUGACCCUUAGACAUCAAAGCUACAAAGCGCAUCACCAUUCCCAACCAAGAGAUGUGGAGAUAGGUUUUCAAACCAGGCAGGUGUGGUGCACAAGAAGCGAUGGAAGAAACGCCCUUUUAAGCCUUUGCAUGCAAGAUUCUUUCCCACUGACUGUUCAGCCUUGUGUGAUGCCAAAAGACUGUGAGACUUCAGAGUGGUCCUCCUGGAGUCCCUGCUCCAAGACCUGCCGUUCUGGGAAUCUCUCACCGGGAGUCAGGAGCAGGAGCCGAAAUGUGAAGCACAUUGCUAUUGGGGGUGGGCAGGAAUGCCCAGAACUUCUGGAGAAAGAGGCCUGCAUUAUUGAAGGGGAAUUUCUGCAGCCAUGUCCCAGGUAUUCCUGGAGAACCUCUGAAUGGAAUGGAUGCCACGUCUCUUUUCUCCUGGAGCAACAGGAUCUCCUCUGGCAUGAGACAGGAACAGUAUGCGGUGGUGGGAUACAGACCCGGGAGGUGUACUGUGCUCAGAGCCUACCAGCAGCCAUGGCAUCGAGGGCCAAGGAAGUCUCUAGACCUGUGGAAAGCACAUUGUGUUUGGGACCUGCCCCCUCGACCUCUCAGCUAUGCAAUGUCCCUUGCUCAACAGACUGCAUAGUAUCUUCCUGGUCAGCCUGGGGCCCGUGCAUUCAUGAAAAUUGCCGCGAUCCUCAGGGGAAGAAAGUCUUUAGAAUGAGACAGCGUCAUGUACUUAUGGAAUCUACAGGACCUGUGGGGCACUGUCCUCAUCUGGUAGAAUCUGUGCCUUGCGAGGAUCCAGUGUGCCAUCGAUGGCUGGCUUCAGAAGGGAUCUGUAUCCCUGAUCAUGGAAAAUGUGGCCUGGGACAUCGAAUCCUGAAAGCCACCUGUCAGGAUGAGCAAGGAGAUGAAGUAUCAGGGAGUCUCUGCCCAGUGCCACCUCCUCCUGAAAGGAUGGCUUGUGAAAUUCCAUGCCGAAUGGACUGUGUGGUUAGCGAGUGGACAGUGUGGUCAGCCUGCUCCCAGUCCUGUUCAAAUAAAAACUCAGAUGGGAAACAGACCAGGUCAAGAUCUAUCCUGGCCUUGGCUGGAGAAGGUGGAAAACCUUGUCCUCCUAGUCAGGCACUCCAAGAGUACCGGUUAUGCAACGACCAUUCCUGUACACAGCUCUACUGGGAGACAUCACCUUGGGGGCCCUGUUCUGAAAACACACUCAUGACUUCUCUUAAUGCAACCAUUGGUUGGAAUGGAGAAGCAACAUGUGGAGUGGGCAUUCAGACACGGAAGAUCUUCUGUGUCAAGAGUCAUGUGGGACAAGUAAUAGCCAAAAGAUGUCCAGAGGCUACAAGGCCUGAAACUGUGAGGCCCUGUUUCCUCCCAUGCAAGAAAGACUGCGUUGUGACUGCUUUCAGUGAGUGGACACCCUGCCCAAGGCUGUGUCAGCCAGGAAAUGCCACAAUAAAACAGUCUCGAUACAGGAUUAUCAUCCAGGUGGCAGCCAAUGGAGGUCAGGAGUGUCCAGAUACCUUAUUUGAAGAGAGAGAGUGUGAAGACAUCUCACUGUGUCCUACAUAUCGGUGGAAACCACAGAAAUGGAGCCCUUGUAUCUUAGUUCCAGAGUCCGUCAAGCAGGGGAUAACAGGCACCAGCGAGUCAUGUGGGAAGGGGCUACAAACGAGAGCUGUCUUGUGCAUCUCUAAUGACAAUCAGUCAGCAGAAAUGACGGAGUGCCUCAAGAAGAUGAAUGGCAUGCCCACCCUUGUGCAGGAAUGCACCAUACCCUGCCGGGAAGACUGCACCUUCACCCCUUGGUCCAAGUUUACACCCUGCUCCAAGAACUGUGAAGGCACUCAGAGUAGGCGACGGCAGCUUGCAGGGAAGAGCAGAAAGAAGGAGCGGUGCCAGGACGCCCACCUGUACCCUCUGGUAGAAACAACACCGUGUCCUUGCGAUGAGUUUGUGUCUCAGCCCUACGGAAAUUGGUCUGAUUGCAUUCUUCCCGAAGGCAAACGGGAGCCUCAGAGAGGACUUCGGGUACAAGGAGAAGACAAAGACUGUGGAGAAGGUGUGCGCCUUCGAGCCGUAGCGUGCUCUGAUAAAAAUGGAAGACCGGUUGACCCCUCGAACUGCGGCAGCUCUGGUUAUAUUCAAGAAGAAUGUGUUAUCCCCUGCCCGUUUGAUUGCAAGUUAAGUGACUGGUCUAGCUGGGGUUCUUGCAGUUCAUCCUGUGGGAUUGGAGUGAGAAUUCGAUCCAAAUGGCUAAAAGAAAAACCUUACAAUGGAGGUCGACCGUGUCCCAAACUGGAUCUCAAGAAUCAGGCUCAGGUUCAUGAGGCAAUCCCUUGUUACAGUGAAUGCAAUCAAUAUUCCUGGGUUGUAGAACACUGGUCUUCAUGCAAAAUCAACAAUGAGCUGAGGUCUCCACGCUGUGGAAGAGGAACACAAUCUAGAAGAAUCAGGUGUGUAAAUGCUGCUGACAGUGAAGGAGGAGCAGUGGACAGGAGCCUGUGUAACCAGGAUGACUCUCCCCCAGAAACCCAGGCCUGUUCCCUCCUGUGUCCCAAUGAGUGUGUCAUGUCUGAGUGGGGAACAUGGAGCAGAUGCCCACAGUCAUGUGACCCCCAUGCCAUGCAAAGAAGAGUUCGACAUCUGCUGAGGCCCCCACUGAAUUCAAGACCUUGUGGGGAAGACUCACAAGUGCGGCCUUGUCUCCUUAAUGAAAACUGUUUCCAGUUCCAGUACAAUCUAACAGAAUGGAGCACUUGCCAACUGAGUGAAAAUGCUUCCUGUGGCCAGGGCGUCAGGACCCGCCUACUCAGCUGUGUACGCAGUGAUGGCAAGCCAGUCAGCAUGGAGCACUGUGAGCAGCGUAAUCUGGAAAAGCCCCAGAGAAUGAGCAUUCCCUGUUUAGUGGAAUGUGUGGUCAACUGUCAGCUCUCAGGGUGGACAACGUGGACAGAGUGUUCACAAACCUGUGGCCAAGGAGGUCGAAUGAGCCGGACUCGAUUUAUCAUUAUGCCAACCCAAGGAGAAGGACGGCGAUGCCCCACAGAGCUCACCCAGCAGAAACCCUGCCCAGUGACUCCCUGCUAUAGCUGGGUCCUUGGCAACUGGUCAUCAUGCAAGCUGGAGGGUGGAGACUGUGGCAACGGAGUCCAGAUGCGCAGCUUUUCCUGUGUGGUCCAUGAUGGAUCAGUCUCCCACACAGCUGUCCGUGUGGAGGAUGCCCUGUGUGGAGAAAUUCCCUUCCAGGACAACAUCCUGAAGCAGCCGUGCUCUGUGCCUUGCCCAGGAGACUGCCACAUAACCCCAUGGUCAGAGUGGAGCAAGUGUGAAUUAACCUGCAUUGAUGGACGAAGCUUCGAGACCACAGGCCGCCAAUCAAGGUCAAGAACAUUUAUAAUUCAGUCUUUUGAGAACCAAGACAGCUGCCCCCAACAGGUUCUAGAAACACGCCCCUGUACAGGCGGCAGAUGUUAUCACUACAUAUGGAAAGCAAGUCUCUGGAACAACAAUGAACGAACAGUGUGGUGCCAGCGCUCAGAUGGCCUUAAUGUCACAGGAGGCUGCUCCCCUCAGGCACGCCCUGCUGCUAUUCGGCAAUGCAUUCCAGCUUGCAGAAAACCUUUCUCCUACUGCACACAGGGAGGAGUCUGUGGAUGUGAGAAGGGAUACACAGAGAUCAUGAGAUCGAAUGGCUUCCUGGAUUACUGCAUGAAAGUACCCAGCUCAGAGGAUAAAAAAGCUGAUGUGAAAAAUCUUUCUGGGAAAAACAGACCUGUGAAUUCAAAAAUACAUGAUAUUUUUAAAGGAUGGUCUCUUCAACCUCUUGAUCCAGAUGGCCACGUGAAAAUGUGGGUUUAUGGCGUUUCAGGUGGAAGUUUUCUUAUCAUGAUUUUCCUCGUAUUUACUUCCUAUCUUGUUUGCAAGAAGCCAAAACCACAUCAAAGCACACCUCGCCAUCAGAAGCCACUGACGUUGGCCUACGAUGGAGACUUGGACAUGUAACCUGAAAAGGGAAUCCAAAUGUAGACAUCAACUCAGCUGCCUUAACCGCCUUCUCUUUUGUAGCUCUCAGACUUCUCAGUUCUUUGAGGAAUCUCAUGGUGUGAUACCUUGGGCAGAAUACAAUUAUUGCAAAAGUAAUAGUGUCCCAACUUCAUGUGGAUGUGGAGUCAAGGACUACUGGGCCCGCCAUUAUGUUCUCAAGUUGUUUGUGGGUGUGCGUGUUUUACAUUUUUGGUUUUCCCAAGAGGCCUAAUAACCCUUCUCUUCUUGUUUGGAAAUGAGAGGAAGAAAACAUGAAAAAAUUCCCACAGACUUGAGUAAACUUGAUCUUCAGCCGCAUAUUGACAAUCCGGAGGAAAGUCCAGUCGAAGCAUUUGUUGUAAAUGGCGAGUCUGACACUGUAUUGUUAUGCACUAUAUUAGUGCAGAGUCCUUAUUCCCAUACUUCAACAUGAGUUUUCUAGAGUUUACAUUGAUUCAAAGACUUUCAGAUUGGAUUGCCUAUUUUCAUGAACACAGAGAGAAUGGGUUACCAUUUCAGAAGUUCUCUGAGUUUUUACCUUUAAAUACUGUAUUUUAUUUUCUAGCCAUGGGAUGAUGGCACUUUGUGGAUUGCAUCUGUUGAAGUAGAAGUGUGUGCAUAACUGCUGGACUAGGGGAAAAUGGGUGGUUUCUGAAUGAAAUGUGUACUGAGUGUUACAAAUGAAAUAGGUGGUUACACUGGAGAAUGAGGUAGACUAUUUGAUUACUAAAAUUGUAUUUUAACAAAAACGUAGCUGCAUAGAUAUAGCAUUAACCACACACAGUUGUAAUUCAGUUUAAUGAUGAUGAAACUAUGCUUUUGUAAUUUCAAUUUUCUUAUCUGAAUAUUUAUAAAUUCUUUUUUUGAAUUUAAUUAUCUUACCUCAUUUAAUAUACAUUGAAACACCAAUCCUGUUUGUAGCAAGUCUUGUUUUUAUAAGGUUUCAAUAAUAUCUAACACAACACAUUAAAGAACUGAGACCAUUUUUGAGAUAAUUGUUUGUAAUCCUGGAUGUUGGAAG